UCUUUGUUGAUCCAUCCUCCAUUUUUGACCGUCUUUCGACAGAUAAAAAUAGAUAGCUGUCAAAGUAAACUUUAAAAUCUGACCGUCUUCCAGAAGAUUCAGAAGACGGUUUCAAUCCGCCACAUUAAGGGAAUGGUAGUCAAAAGAAUGGAAGUUUUGCGCCCAAUGUGAUAAACAGAGGUUAAGUUUUAGCUAAAAGGUUAGUACAGGUUAGUAUAUGAGAAAAAUCUUCACCUGUGUCAAGCAAUGGGAAACAGGCCACAACGACAGCACCGGCAACGCCGCCAGCCUACCGUUUGACAAGUCGUAAACAUUUUCAAGUGGGUGGAAAAAGAGGAAGAAUGGUGUACUAUGGCUGGAAGACCAUCGCUGCUGUAAUUCCUGUGACCCUAUUUUUCGCUGGUUGUGCAUCCUGGCCAGAGUUUGUCGCUGUGUUGAGUCGGCCGGACUCUGAGCUUAAAUCAUCGGUGACAGCGUUAGGUUUCGUAGAAUCUGUGUACGUGUUCUUUGUGUUCGUACCAAGUCCGUUUGCAAAGAUGGUAUGGCAAGUUCUUGGCAUCAAGUCGACGUUCCUGACUGGAGUAGCAAUAUCUCUCCUAGGUCUGGCUAUAAGCUCUAUUGCUCCGAGCGUUACAUUUCUAACGCUAUCACGGGGAAUGCUGGUUGGUUUUGGAGCAUGUCUAGCUUUGACACCAAUCACGUUUCUUUUAGCAGAUUGGUUUCCAUGGGAACAUCGUUUUCACGUGUUGGCAACAAGCGUUCGGUACUUGGUUAACCCUCUAGGAAGCGUGGUUUUUGUGAACAUUUUCAGGUGGAUAAAUGAUUCCUUUGGCUGGAGAUAUAACUUCUUAUUUCUCAUCACCUACGGGUCGUGUACAUGUGGAAUCCUUGUGCCUAUUUUACGCCACCCUAAGCCCUGCGAAUCGCAGAACACAAAGCCUAAGAAAACCCAAUGUAGUGAUGCAUCGUGGAGCGUGAUGUCUAAAACUGUCAUCGUAGUUCUGUGGAUGUGGAUUUCCUUUGGCAAAGCAUUGGGCCUGACCGCCUUCUACACUAUCAUGGUUAAGUAUGGCGAGGACAUGGGCUAUGAUUCCCUUACAGCCACCCACCCUCUCACGGCAGAAGGAAUAACCGCGUGCCUAUCACGUGCUAUUACGUCAUUCUUCGGGGACCACAUCAAGGGGUACUUUCUGCACAUGUAUGUCGUCUGCACAGCACUGCUAUCGUUAGCUCAUCUGCUUUUACCAUUUGCCAAAGUUCCAGUCGCUGUGAUUAUGUUUGGAGCAGUUGUAGGUGCUGGUCAGGGGCCUAUUGUAGCCGGUUGGUACGCUGCAUGCAAUGAAGUCCUCGGCGGAGAGAGUGUCCACACGUUCUUCAUAUUGCUUCUCGUCAGCUGGGGUCUUGGGCGUACCACAGGGAGUUUGUUACCUGGGCUCAUAGUGGAUUUUCAUCAAGAGUACUCUCUGCUAUUUUUCAUCUUGGGGACAUCGUACGGUUCUAUGGCAGUAAGUCUUCUCGUAAUCAUAGAACUCAAUCGCCGACAUAUGUCAAACCAAAAAUCAAGCAAUUUUUUCACCCAACCAGAAAAAAGGGUGUCGCCACCAGAUAAAUGUACAUUAGAUAAGAACAAACAUUUGAGUGAAGUUGAAAGUGUUCUGAUGCAGACUAAGCAUGAUCAAUCUAAUUUGGAAAGGAAGCCGCUGGCUGUUUCAACACCGCAUAUACACUAUACAUAUGAAGAAAUCCAACCGAAGAGAAACUGAAUCAUGCAGCUACAUUUUAUGUUACACUCUGU
Molecule: messenger RNA, 1795 nt
Organism: Lingula anatina
Lineage: Eukaryota; Metazoa; Brachiopoda; Lingulata; Lingulida; Lingulidae
Product: monocarboxylate transporter 13
Biological process (GO): transmembrane transport
Molecular function (GO): transmembrane transporter activity
Source: RefSeq, a predicted model, not a curated record